This is a messenger RNA of Apis florea (little honeybee), 5724 nucleotides long. RefSeq names its product chondroitin sulfate proteoglycan 4-like protein (gene kon). The record is from RefSeq and is a predicted model, not a curated record. Gene Ontology annotation, biological process: anatomical structure morphogenesis. NCBI's taxonomy places the organism in Eukaryota, Metazoa, Arthropoda, Insecta, Hymenoptera, Apidae.
UAAAUCCAUUUAAUUAUCCGUAGGGCACGAGAAAAAUCUUAACGAAAGAAUUAAUUUGGGCGAUCGAUGCCGACACACCGUCAGACAUGUUGGUUUACACGGUCUUACGUACCGACGCGGAUGCUGGAUACGUGGAAAGAGUGACUUAUCCGUCGCGACCUAUCGACACGUUUACCCAGGCUGAAUUAAUGCAAGGAUUAAUUGCAUACGUACACCGUGGAAACGCGAAACCGAACGCGAAGCUUGAUCUUCAGGUGAGCGAUGGUAUAGAGAGCAGUGAACCGGCGAGUUUAAGGGUGGCAGCUCAUCCUUUAGAGAUCAAGUUGAUGCACAACACGGGACUGGUCGUGGUGCAUCGGUCCUAUUCAUACCUGACACCGGCGAAUCUCUCUUUCACCACAAAUUCCGACGACAACACCAUCGAUAUACGUUACGACAUCGUGUCGAAAUCGCAAUUUGGCGCGAUUCAGAAGCUGAAGGACGUCUCGAGCAGCUGGAUCAACGUCGACCAUUUCACGAGCAGGGACAUCGAGUUGCACACGAUACGCUAUCUUCACAACGAGGGAAGCCCGAAUCAGGACGAGUUUAAGUUUCAAGCUAGCGUUAGAGAGGUGAGAGCUCAACACACCUACGAUUUUCGGAUCACUUUCAUCGAUCUCGAGUUGAAAGAAGCCAAGAGGAUACCCGUUAACUUUACAAACGUGGCGGAAGUGAUCGUCACCGGGCAAAAUCUAAGGUAUCAAACGAACCCGCUGAUAACCGCGGUCAACAAGAUCGUUUUUACCGUGACGAUGGGACCAAGAUACGGUAAUUUGUUCCUUUCCUCGGGUCGAAAACUAGAAGUCGGAGACACGUUCGCUCAAGAGGAUAUCGACUCCGGCAAAUUGAAAUAUCGACUGUUCAAGAGGGCCUAUUCCACGAUUCUCGAUGAAUUCGGUUUCAAAGUGAGCGCGCCACAGUGCAUCGAUUUACACUCCACGUUCAAAUUCAGGCAUUAUCUCAGCAAAAACGUGAAACCUUUGGACAGCGUGGAAACCGUGAGGGUCGACGAAGGAUCCAGAGUGCCUCUAAGAAUUCUUCGGACGAAUCCAAAGGAUUACGGGGUUACAUCGUUAAUCUAUAACUUGACCAUAGUUCCGCAUCACGGUUGGUUGACCGUCACCAACGAUUCCAAGUCUCACUCGCGAAACAACACCUCCCACUUUACUUCCGACGAACUUUCGUCCCAAAAAGUGUACUACGUUCACGAUGACUCGGAGACGAGGGAAGAUUCGUUCCAAUUCGUCGCUAUCGCCUCGGACAUUGUCGAUUUCAUGUACGUGGGCGUGUUUCGGGUCGAAGUGACGAUGAAGAACGACAACGCGCCGGAACGAGUGGUUCACAAAGUGUUUCACGUGGUGUCCAAGGGCGAGAGAUUACUCACGAGCAAGGAUCUUGCCUAUACGGACAAAGAUAUCGAUACGAAGCCUAACGAAUUGAUAUACACGAGAAGAGAUACGCAGAAGAACGGAAUAUACAGGAUAACCAAUCCCACGUCGCAGAUACACGAGUUCAGUCAACAAGACAUCGACGACGGCCAGAUAUUGUUCAAACAUCAGGGCGAGGAUCAUGGAAAAUUCGAGUUUGGCGUUACCGACGGCUAUUUUUACACGGCCGGUGUCCUUGAAAUUCAAGCCAGCCCUCCUUACGUGAGAUUGAGAGAGAGCAAUGGAUCCGUAGUGCAGUUCAAUCGAUCGGUCGCUCUUCGUCCGAACGAGUUAGACGUUGAAACGAAUGUGUACACAACGGACAAAGAUAUCAAAUACGCGAUACUGGAAAAACCGAAGCACGGAGUGCUGUUGAAGCACGGUAGAGAAACUAAUGCGUUCAACAAAGAGAAUUUGCGUUAUGGCAUAGUGUUGUACAAACAUCUCGGAGGAUCUUUGACGAAGGAUGAUUUUAAAUUCAAGGUAUCGACCAAGGGUGCAGAGACAGAGGGGAUGUUCCUGAUUAAAAUUUAUCCCGAAAGUUAUUGGCAACCGUUGAUCGUUCAAAACAAUAAAACGGUGUUCGUGGAGGAAGCUACUAGUAUCUUGUUGAACAGAAAAAGUCUCGAGAUCAUGCAUCCCAAGAUACCAGACUCCGAAAUAGUAUAUUUUUUGAAAGAGUGGCCACAGAAUGGAUAUCUGGAGCUACAAAUUCACGACGAGCAUAGUGACGAGACUCGAGAGGAUUAUAUCGGAAACGCGGUGAAAUCUUUCGAUCAAAGCAUGAUAAACGAGGGCCGUGUGUUCUACGUGCAAUCCGUGAUGAAUCAGACCAACGAUAAAUUCGUCGUCGAUGUGACCAAUGGAAUAACUUGGUUACGCGAUCUCAACGUCAAUUUUGUGAUCGUUCCGGAAAAACUUUACGUCGAGGCGAAGGGUAUCGUCGUGGUCGAGGGAAAGAGUACCAUUCUCGAUGAAACCAACUUUUCCAUCCUCACCCCUUACUAUUCCAACAAAGUGACCAAUUUUCGAAUCGAGGAAAAACCGAAACACGGCACGAUACUGGAAUCGACCAAGAAUUCCGAGACGAAAAAGUCCUCGUUCAAACAUUUAAACGGUGGAAUAAUAUUGUACAAACACAAUGGGGAUGAAUUUUCCAGAGAUUCGUUCAAGAUGGUCCUCAUUGCGGGGGAUAAAACGAGCGAACCGUUCGACGUUUGGGUGACGGUGCAACCCGUUAACGACGAGGUGCCCGUGCUGGUUAACAGGACGAAAUUAACCGUUUGGCAAGGUGGAUCGAUCACGUUAACGCCCGAUAAUUUAGCGGCUGUUGAUAACGAUACCACGGCACGUGAUAUAACAUUUAACGUCAGUGGAGUUCGAAAUGGAUUAAUCUCGUUAAAAUCUUCCCCGGAGGUGGAUAUUUACAAUUUCACUCAGGAACAAAUUGAUCGAUCGAAAGUCAUGUUCACGCAUACGAAUGGAUCCGACGCCGAGUUCAAUUUCGUACUCUACGAUGGUGUACACGCUACGGAAUCUUAUACGAUACUGGUCACCACGAAACCGAUCCGAUUGAACAUCGAGCAAAACGUUGCUUUGAACGUUUUUCCGCUGACCAGAAAAAUGAUAUCCAGUAAAUUAUUGUUAACUAAAUGCUCGGACGAGACUCGGGAGAUAAAAUACACGGUGCGAAAUGGACCGCAUCUUGGAAAAAUCAUCAUGGAGACGAGCGAGGGUGCAUGGUUGAACGUCGAACGAUUCACGCAAACGGAUGUUAACAAUAGCAAAGUUUUCUACGAACAUACCAAACAAUUUAUGGAUUUGACUGCCAAUGAUUCGUUCACGUUCGACGUGGAGGCACAUUUCGCGGAAUCCUUAACCAAUCAGGUAUUUCAAAUAGAUAUCUCAGUCUCCAGCGGUGGAUUGGACAGAUAUGUCUCCGUAAAGAACGUGAGGGUCGAAGAAGGUGGUUCGGCUCAGGUAGUGAUGAACAUAAGCGGAAUCGUGUCGUUCCUUCAAACUCACGCUGGAAUCGAGAAUCCGGCGGUACUCUCGAGGUUGGUCAAUCAACCUAGUCACGGCCACGUGAUGAUCGUCCCGGAUUUAAACGUUACCACUUUCUCUCAACCCCAGAUCGAAGGUGGAAAGAUCGCCUAUUAUCACGAUCAUUCGGAUACUUUGGAAGAUCGUAUCAAUUUUUCUCUUUACUUGACUCCUGGUCACAUCCUUCUGUGCAACACCAGUAUUCCCGUGAUAAUCGAACCCGUGAACGACGAGCCGUUCAAAUUAAUCACAAACGCACCGUCCAUCACGGUGGUUCAAAAUCAGAAUCAAACGAUAACCAGAGAGAGUUUGUUAACGAUCGAUCCGGACACUCCGCCGGAAGAAAUCGUAUACGACGUGAUAUCCAAACCGACGUUCGGUCGCCUAUUGCUUCUACCGUUCAACGAGAAUAUCUCGGAAGUUCGUCAAGUGAACAAAUUCACGCAGCACGACGUUGAUUCCAAUCGAUUGGUGUACGAGCACAAUGGACCUCUUCAAGCGGCCUCAUUUUACUUCAGAGUUUGGGAUGGACGGUUCAACCCGAUGUACACGGUGUUCAACGUCUACGUUUUACCCAUCAAACUGAACGUCACCGUCUUAGGUCCUGUAAAUCUCCAGCAAGGAUCGAACGUGGCUCUAAUUUCCGAGAGCACUGUGAAACUAGACACUAACGCGAGGCAAGAUUUAGUCAUUUACGACAUAACGACAACCCCGAAGUAUGGAGUGUUAUACGUGCGCGAUGGAGCGGCGGUUAGUUUCAAACAAACAGAUUUGCUGUCGAAAAGCGUGAUGUUUAUGCAAACGGAUAUGACCGUGUCGAACGACAGUCUCGAGCUGACCGCACGAUUGAGCGGAUUUGAACAGAAGCGUAUAAGAAUUGAUAUCAAGGUAGUACCUCUGAUGAUUAUAAAUCCUAUGAUCGCUUUGGCAGGCGAGAAGACUAGAAUAACGUUGCAGUAUAUGGAUGCCACGCCAUUGGCUAAAUUGACCAGCAGUAAUCCGAUAUACACGAUUAUCAAAAAACCGAAAUUUGGUAAAAUAAAGAGAAUCAUAAGAAGUUCCUUCUCGUCCGGCGAGAAACGAGGAACUCGAGAAAAAGAGGUGACGAAAUUCUCUCAUCAAGAGGUGAUGUCGGGUGUGAUUUAUAUGGUUUGCAAAAAAAUUCCAACAAUGGAAUACGACGGGGUAAUGGAUAGUUUCGCGUUUAUCUUAGCGGCCUCCAUCUUUCAACCAGCCGUGGGCGAGUUCGAUUUUCGCGUGAAACUCGACAUGGAUGAAUAUAACAUCACGUUAGGUGGUCCAAUGGACCCGGUAGGUCACGAGGGUGAAAUGGCGAUCGCCCCCAACAUGAGCAACGAUUAUCUGUUAAUUCUAGGAAUGCUACUAGGCGUAUUCUUGCUCGGUGUAGUGGUGAUAAUCACUAUUAGGUGUAGGCAAAAUAAAUACAAACACGCCGAGGAGGAGAAACCAGAACCGACCCCAGCAGUGGGUGUGAUGCCUCUGCCAAGACCUCCGGACCAUUUAAUGCCCGUCACCCCUCACGUGAAACGUUACGCGAACGAUCAUAACAGCGUGACAGCGAGUACUCCAUUGCCAGUUCUACCGACCAUGACGUCGACCCUACCUCAAUGCAAAGUGAUACCCCUCAGCCCUCUGGAAAGUAUCACAGGAUCCGAAAUGGAUGUUUCGGCCAAAUAUCCGUACGGUGUCGCGGAUGGGGACGAAUGGAGCAGUUUCGACACAUCCGAUCUACCUUGCCAAUCGAGCACCACACAAAGGACCAACAAUCCCUUGCUAAGAAGAAAUCAAUAUUGGGUCUAGCAAAAGGAGGGCUGUUCGCGAUUAAAGCGAAACAGGCCGUAACACUUUCUCAAAUUUGAAGACUGUUUUUUGUUACGAAACUUGAGACUAAUCGUCGAUUAACUAUGGUCUUAAUGUGCCUAAAAAUAAUAAUUGACUCCGCGAAAGGGGAUAUUAUCGAAAGCCUCGAUUUUAUAUCGGAAAUUUUGACGGAAACUCUUUUUCCCGGCAUCGACUCUUCCGCGAUCCAAGAUUGUAUUACUUAUAUCGUUAAUAAGUCGUCGAUAUAUCGUCGAUAAGUCGAGGAUCAGAGUUUCCAUCGACUUUUUUGUUCUUUUGUUACACUAUAAGCGACUCUGACAAGAGUGCUAAGUAUACAUAUAUUUCAACUAGUAAAAUUUUGCGUGGUUUGCGC